UGCUUGCAGUCUCAUAAUUUACGCAACCUUGGAAGGAAUUCUUUAAACUUUCCUUCAUUUUGGGCUGAAUAAAAAGUGUCCAAGAACCUAAUUUAUAGUUAAGAUGUUCUAGAUUGUAUUCAAGAUGUCAGGGACUGGAGUUCCUUCGAAUACUACUUCUCCUGGAGCCGAACAGAACUCCUUUCAUCAAAGCGGUCCAAGGAAUCAUUUUCAAACGAACAACAUUGCAAACCAUGGUUCGGCUGUGCACGCAAAUUAUUCUCAAAUGGAUGCUGCCAGAUCGCCUCAAAACCCUUAUGGAAUGGACAACCAGGCCUUAAAGGCUGCAGCUAAAACAAACCAAGCUCUGCCAAGUUCUCAACCUUUUAAUUACUCCCAUGGUCSCAAUACAUCAAUGCCUAAUGGCCCUCCWMUGAAGACGUCCCCUUUAAAUGGUCCUAGUGGUAGUAAUGUAGGAAUGCCUCAAGGAUUAUUGUCUACGAUGGCACCURUACCAUCAUCACAACAAGCUAAUGGUCAACAGGCCCGUAAUUCACCCAUCUCUCAAUCCCAUCAGUAUCCCCAACCAGGACCACAACAUCUAAACAAUCCAGGAUCACCUCAACAACGACAAAACAAUCCAGGAGCACCCCAUCAACAACUAAACAAUCCAGGAUCACCACAUCAACAACUAAACAAUCCAGGAGCACCACAUCAACAACUAAACAAUCCAGGAGCACCACAUCAACAACUAAACAAUCCAGGAAAACAACAACAAUUAUCUAAUUAUCCAUCUGCACCCAUGAACCCACAGCAACCAAUUCCACAACAAGGAAACUUCGGUUCAAUGGUUCAAAGACCUGGUAUGCAGCAACCACAGACAGGCUCAGCAUUUACACCAGUUGGAAGCCAACAACAGCCACUACAAACACCACCAGGUAGUGAAUCACAGCCAGGAACAAUGACACCACCAGCUACACUACCUGUUGGACCUCCAUCGCAGUCACCCCAGAGGUCAACACCUAGUCCAAUGUCAGCAUUACAUACUGGCAAACCAAAAAGACCAGGUUUAUCACCAGGACAACAAGGGAUGCCUCAGCGAUCUACACCACCAUCUAGUGGACCUCCAACACCUUCUGGUAUGCCAUCACCAAGUAUGGGCACUCAAGGCCCACCAACAAGUUUUCCAGGACCSAGCCAAGAUAGCUCUGCAACUAGUAGACCAUUGAUUAUGUCUAAGAGAAGGCAAUAUCCAACUCAGGGUUAUCCUAGUAGAGGUUAUAGUGGACUUGAAGGACCAAUGAACAGACUCACUGUACAGCAACCAACUGGUGUCCAACCAGUCAAUCUUCUGGAACAGAGAAAUAUUGUCCCUCCAACUCCUGUUGAGCAUAUCUCACCACCUCUUCCAUCAGAUUUACAGAAAAGGAACAGUGACCCAAGUGUUCUUUGCUGCACACUUAACUCCAUACCAGAGAACAAAAGUUUGUUGACCAAAUCAAGGCUCCCUUUUGCAAUCCAUCUCCAUCCAUUCAAAGACCUUGCUAGUCUACCUGUAAUUCAUUCAUCAGUCAUCACAAGAUGUAGAUCCUGUAGAACUUACAUCAAUCCCUUUGUGACCUUUACUGAGACUAGAAGAUGGCGAUGUCCAAUGUGCUUUAGAACUAAUGAUGGUGAGGCAAAAAGCUCAGACACUGNUGUUUCCUUUAAUGCAAUUGAAACAGGGUAUCUUCACAGUGCUUGUAGAAUGCUGAAAGAAAACCUUGACAAGAUGCCUGGUGAUUCUAGAACAAUGAUAGGAUUUAUGACAUUUGAUAGUAAAAUUCACUUUUAUAGUCUAAGGCCCAAGUCAACCCAGCCCCAGAUGCUUAUUGUAUCAGAUUUAGAUGAUGUAUUUCUGCCAGCUCCUGAYGACUUGCUUGUCAAUUUAAAGGAAAACAUGGAGCUCAUUCAUCAACUGUUAGACUCUUUACCUACCAUGUUUAGUGGAACACACAAUGUCCACAGUGCCACUGGAGCAGCUAUGCAAGCAGCACUUAAACUUGUGGGACCAACUGGUGGAAGAGUAAGUGUUUUCCAGACAACGUUACCAAACAUUGGACCUGGUGAACUCAAGAGAAGAGARGAACCCAACCAGAAGUCAAAUCCAAAGGAUGUAGCCAACCUGGCUCCAGCUACAGAUUUUUAUAAAAAAUUUGCCUUGGACUGCGCUGCUGAACAAGUUGCAAUUGAUUUGUUCCUGUUGUCUUCUCAGUAUGCAGACAUUUCAUCUCUCAUGUGUGCAUCAAAGUAUUCUGGUGGUUGUAUUGCCUACUAYCCUGAUUUUCAUGUGGUUAGAAAUCCUACGAUAUUAGAAAAGUUUGAGAAUGAAUUCACACGGUAUCUAACAAGGAAAAUAGGCUUUGAAGCAGUGAUGAGAGUUCGAUGCACAAGAGGAUUAACCAUCCACACUUUCCAUGGAAACUUCUUUGUGCGUUCAACAGACCUGGUUUCACUGCCUAAUAUCAACCCUGAUACAGGGUUUACUAUGCAGAUUGACAUUGAAGACUCUUUGACUGAUUCUAAUGUUGUUUGCUUUCAAUCUGCCCUUUUGUACACUAGCUCUAAAGGUGAAAGGCGUAUUCGAGUUCACACUCUUGCWAUGCCAACYACCAGUAAACUACCAGAGGUGUAYGCMUUUGCUGAUCAACAGGCAAUUGCUACUUUAUUGGCUAAGAUGGCUGUGGAUAGGACGCUAUCRUCUAGUCUUGGUGAUGCCCGUGAGGCUUUAAUGAAUGCCUGUGUCGACUUCAUGACGGUAUAUCGACAGCAUGUAGCCAAUCAGCAACAAGGAAGUCAGUUAUUGGCGCCAUAUUCGCUGCGACUGUUACCUCUUUUCAUACUGGCAUUGAUGAAAAACGUUGCUUUUCGUCUUGGUUCGACGGCACGUCUAGAUGAACGAUGCUUUGCUAUGCAACAAUUCAAAACCAUGCCUUUGUAUCUCAAUAUGUUAACCAUCUACCCAACCUUGUACUCUAUACAUGAUAUCUCUGACGAGAAUGCUCUCAACACAAAGAAUGGAGUCGURCCACAACCGCCAUGUUUAAAUCUUUCUGCUGAAAARCUGAGUCGAACAGGUGUCUUCUUAUUGGAUGCGGGUCAUGUGUUUUAUAUCUGGGUUGGAAAAGAGACACCAAAUGAAAUCAUUCAACAAAUAUUUAAUGUGCCUAGUUUCAAUAAUCUUGCUGAAAAUAUGGGAGCGUUACCUGAGUUGGACAAUGCCCUCAAUCAACGUGUUCGAUGUUUUAUCGAUUAUCUUCAAAGUCUUAGAACGUGUCAUUCAGUUCUUCACGUCUUCAGAGAGGAUAGCCGUAAUCGACCACUUUUCCUGAGCAAUCUUUUAGACGACAGGGCGGAAUCUGUUAUGUCAUACUACGAAUUUCUUGUACACCUUCAACGACAAGUCAACAAAUGAAUGUGUUUUUUACUUCAUCUCGAAUCAAUGAAGGAUGGAUUUGCAAGGGCUGCAGCCUCAAAAAACGAAAGCGUAUAAACUGCACUAAUGUUUUAUAAAAAGAUCUUCUACACCUUGCUGAAACUUCAAAAGAAUGGUGCACAGAAUGCAAAAAAAGAGAAAGCUGGGGAUUUCCAAAAGACAGUAUCGUGUUUCUUGAAACCUAUUCAUAAUUAUCCGACACAACGUAUUCCAAUUUUCUUUCCGAACAAUAAAACAUUCAAGUAAUGUCACUAAAUACAUUGAAACCGGAAAGCAAGUCGAAUGUCGUUAUACAUCUCCUUCAAAAACGUUGUCAGGAUCCGAAUUAGRAAGACCGCAUUGAAGCGUGGGAAAUAAACCGCCCCGGCGUCAGUCGCACUUCAACGUAUUUGAAAAAGGUGUAUCAUGUUCAACUACAAUGAAUGAACGWAUUCCAUYAGUCAGUCAUGGGCACCAGAAUAUUUUAAAGGAACAGAAAAUUGUCACAGAUCGUAGGAUCGACCAGCUUAAGAUGAAAUUAGUCUAAUACAUAACACAUCAAUCAGUUAUCAAUAGCUUUCGGCUGUGCUUAUAGUUCAUGGUGAUUUUCACAAGUUCGUUCAUCGCAUCCUGUUGUUAUAGUGUGCUAGUUUUCUCUCGUGCAUGGGUCAAUAUCACUACAAAAUACUGGAAAUUUAUAUAAAUUAUCGCUAUCAGAAUUAUCUAUUAGAAAACGUAUUUUAGAGAUCGAGUAAUUUGUUUUCUUUACAAAGAAAAGUAAAAAUACAUUAUAAAAGUGG
Molecule: messenger RNA, 4233 nt
Organism: Exaiptasia diaphana
Lineage: Eukaryota; Metazoa; Cnidaria; Anthozoa; Actiniaria; Aiptasiidae
Product: protein transport protein Sec24A
Biological process (GO): intracellular protein transport; COPII-coated vesicle cargo loading; endoplasmic reticulum to Golgi vesicle-mediated transport
Cellular component (GO): COPII vesicle coat; endoplasmic reticulum exit site
Molecular function (GO): zinc ion binding; SNARE binding
Source: RefSeq, a predicted model, not a curated record